Danio rerio (zebrafish) is the source of this 2984-nucleotide messenger RNA. It is a transcript of the gene tex10, whose product is annotated as testis expressed 10. Gene Ontology annotation, cellular component: nucleoplasm; nucleolus. The record is from RefSeq and is marked provisional. Lineage: Eukaryota; Metazoa; Chordata; Actinopteri; Cypriniformes; Danionidae.
AUUGUCUCAGCAGAGGUUGAAGGACCCCUGGUUCAACAGCAGCGCGAGUGGUUCUGUGCGCACUGCUUUCCCUGAACAACUGAAGAAUGAGUAAAAAGCGAAAAAGGCAAGAUGAUUUUCAGAAAACAAAGCUAAAGGUUGGCAAAAAGAAGCCAAAGGCAGACAAUGCAACCAAUGUCAACUUCAGAUCAAAGUCCAUCCAUCUACCAGAACAGUUGAAGCAUGGGGAAUCAGGGCCGACCACACACAGGCAUCUGGACAUCAAGGAUCUGUUAUCCCAGCUCCACCACUUCAACAGUAAUGUGAAGCAAGGAGCUCUGGUGGGUUUGCGGGAGUUGCUGUCUGCUAACCCUACUAUGGUUGAGCUUCACGCAUCAGUGGUGCUCUCUGAAGUAGCGGCUCUCUUCACAGACAAAGAUGGCUCCGUAAGAGCAGCUGCGGUGCGUCUGCUGCGCUUUGUUGCCCAGUGCAUCCCAUCAGAGCGCGUUGCACCCUUCUUUCCCCUGCUCAGCGCCCACCUCACCUGUGCCAUGACCCACAUCUCAGAAGCCAUCCAGGAGGAAGCUCUCCGGGUCCUGGAUGUGCUGCUGGAACACUAUCCUGGGCUUCUGUCUCAGAGACACACUGUUCUGCUGGGCAAUUUCCUAGAGCUCAUCUCUCAACGGAGGAAGUCUGGAACGGGUCAGGAUAAAUCCGGGAAAGGCAGUUACGCUCUGACAGUCACCACAAAUCGCUCUGUGACGGCACAGCAGUGGAGACUCACUGUGCUGCUCAGGUUGAGCAAUUUUCUGCAGGCAGUUGUUGAGGAGAGACCUUUGGAAGAAGGGGUGAGCAGCAGGAUUGGUCUCGGUAUGUGGGCUGUAGAGAAAGGCUUGGUGACACCUGUAGAUGUGACUUGGGAGGAGCAUGUGAAUGGACAAGGCAAGAUUCAGUUGUUUGAAAAUUCUGGAGCCGGGCCCACCUCACACUCUGCUUAUCGCCUAAGGCCGGACUCAAAGUCAGGGGCUGGAAUGGAUAAGGAACUCUGCUCGGCUGAGACUGUUCAGGGCUUUGCAGCAACCCUGGUGCCGCUCUUGCUGGAGAUCUGGGUGGAGGCAGCAGGUGGAGGUCGUGUGCAGACCGACAGCGGCCACUUGCUGUCCGCAGAGUCCAUGGCUCUUAUGUUCCAGAUCCUCUCCAUACUGCAGUUACUGAGAAGAAUGACCCCACAGAGAGACCAACAGGAUGUGCUGGAUGCCUGGUUCAGAAACUCAUACCUGACAGAUUUUAAACAGCACUUCAUGAAGAACUUCCCUUACGGCCUGCUGGAGGUGGCAAGACACAAGAAGAAAGCUGAUGGAAAGAGGAUCAAGCAGCCAGUUGCAGCAGGAGUGGUUGCAGGGAGCACUGUGGAGCCAUUGGCUGUAAACGUCACAUUGUGUCAAGUUAUGGUCACACUCAGUCUUAGGGGCCAGGAUCAUGUAGCAGCUGAAGAUGCUGACUGGCUUGGACCAAUCAGGGUCUUUAUUAGAGAAACAUUGUCCAAUGGGAGCAAACUGAGCUCAAAGCACCUGGCAGCCUUACUGGAGGUGGUGUGGAGGAUGAUUGUCACUCAGCGCAGCCGUGUGGUGACGGAUGAGCUCCUGCAGGCUGUGUAUGUGCAGUACCAGCAGAGGAAUCUGAGUGUGAAUGUUCGCUCUCUGCUGCUGCGCUUUUUUAGUCAGCUCUACAUUCAAGAGCAUCAAAACCACCCUCAUAUCGCCAGGAGCAGGAUUUUGGCCCGCUGGUUGGCAUCUCUGCCGGUUCAGUUGGUUCAGCUGGGCAGCAGGAAUCCUCAGCUCUCCGCUCAGCUGCUGGAGACGGUUCAGCCCGCGGCCGCGAGGGGCAACAAAGACCUUCUGCAGAGUCUCCAGAAAAAUGCCUGCAGUCUUUAUGAUCCGCAGGAGGGCUGUGUGGUGGUGCUGCCUGUGGAGUCCCAGAAGAGACUGGUUCAGAUUCUGCAUUUCCUGCCAGAGUUUCCAGCCGAGCUGCUAGCGUGUCUCAGUGAGGUCUGCAACACUGGGAGAGUUUCUGCGAGUCUGGCCACCACACUCAUACGCACCGUACACCUGAGGUCUCCUCUUAGCGGCUGCUCCAGCGCCUCGCAGGAUGUCCCGCUGAAGGAUGUCGAUUACCUCAGUUUCUUUUUCACCACAUUAACAGGUUUCUCCUCUGACAUGUUGCGGGCUCUGCAAGACAAAGAUGAAGACGAUCUGUUGGCCGCCUCCACGCUCUCGCCCCUCAGUGUGUACACCACCAGUUUGGAUCAGUUCCUGCAUCACUGGGACGUGGUGGAGGUGGUUUGUCACUGUCUGGACACUCUGGGCUCUCGAGCGCAGUGUUUCGAUGUGAUCCAGAAUGCCAUCAUUAAUAACCUGGCUGGACUCGUGGUGGUGCCAGACUGUGUGUGUGUGGCUCUUCUGAGGUGUGUUCCUCGCUUAUUGGAUGUCAACUUCCUGCCCAGCGACACACUCCUCCACUUCCUGUCUGACUGUUGUCUGAGCAUGCUCAGUCUAUUGCUACAGCUGGAGCAGAGCGCCCGCAAGAGGGAUGCCGUGUGGGAGGCGUGUUUCGCCGCGUUGAGCUCAGUCCCGAGGCUCCUGCGACUCGUCCUGCAGUCUUUCCGUGUGCGUGAUCUGUGUGAGGACGAGCUGCCCGUGUUGGCACAGAUCCUCUCGUUGCUUCUACAACACACUCAGCUACGCAACCACAUGAUGGCCAACGCCAGUUUCCUGCAGCAUAUCAUACAAGACUUAACGCAUUACUAUGGUGGUGAGAGCCGUGAGCAGUGGCUGACUGACCUCCUCUACUGCUACAGUGUGACGCUGUCUACUCAUCGGGCAAACAUGGGCAUAAGGGACAUCUAUUAGCCGCUAUUGUCCAACACAGUCUUCAGAGCUGCAGCCUUUCUUUUCCAGUCCGGUCAUUUUGUACAAAAUGAAAAAAUAAACCUUGUGAUAAUCAAA